AUGGACGAGGAUGAUUAUGAUUCGUCAGCGGCGAGUGAUAAUGAGGGAUCUCAGAAAUGCCUGAGCGACGACGAUGGCAUAGCCGAUGUUAUCGAUGAUACGCCGCGAUCUUCACAAAUUGACCCCGGUGUCCACCAUCGCACCGUGCUCGAGAUGGACAGCCUCGUCGGAGAGAUGAAUAAAAUGAUAGGAGAGGUGAAGGAAGUGAUUCCGGUCACUUCGGGGGUGGCCCGAAUUCUUCUGCACCAAUUUCAAUGGAAUAAGGAGAUGCUUUUCGAAAAAUUUUUCGACAGCGGAAACGAAGACGCCUUCUUGAAGCUGUAUCGCGUGUUGCCGUCAAAGACCGUUGCCCUGCCGAGUAGCAGCCACGGGGAAUGCGAGAUUUGUUUGCUGGAGGCUCCACUCUCUGGGCUCAAGUGCAAUCAUCUGGCUUGCUCGAACUGCUGGGAGCGCUACUUGGAGACAAAGAUAACUGUCGACUCCUGUUCGCAAAUCCAGUGCAUCGCUUCGGGGUGCACGCUUUUGACGGAUGAUGAGACUGUCUUCAACUAUUUAAAACUCACCAACGCUCGACAGAUCUUCAAGCGGCUGACCACGAAUAGUUUUGUCGAGGCGAAUCGACUAAUCAAAUGGUGCCCAGCGGCGAAUUGUGGGAAGGCGGUUAAGGUUGCACAUUCCGAACCGCGCCCGAUAUUGUGCACCUGUGGGCAUCGUUGGUGCUUCUGCUGCUCGGAGCAAUGGCACAUCCCGGUGAACUGCCGCCUUCUCAAGCUGUGGCUCAAAAAAUGCAACGAUGACAGCGAGACGAGCAACUGGAUCAACGCGAACACGAAGGAAUGCCCGAAAUGCCAGGCGACUAUCGAAAAGGACGGCGGCUGCAACCAUAUGUCGUGCAAGAACACGGCCUGCCGCCACGAGUUCUGCUGGAUGUGCCUUGGCCCGUGGGAGCCCCAUGGGAGCGCGUGGUAUUCGUGCAAUCGAUUUGACGACUCGAACUCGAAGACGGCCCGCGAUGCCCAGGAACGGUCGAGAGCCGCACUGCAACGCUAUCUCCACUACUACAACCGAUAUAUGAAUCACCAGCAGUCGCUGCGACUUGAAGGCAAACUCUACGCUGCCAUCAAAACGAAAAUGGACCAGCUCCAGCAGCACGGCAUGAGCUGGAUUGAGGCUCAAUUCCUCCGACAGGCUGUCGAUGCUCUGACGGAAUGUCGCCGUACUCUGAUGUACACCUACGCGUUUGCCUUCUACCUGGUCCGCGACAACCAGGCGGCCAUCUUCGAGGAUAACCAGAAGGAUCUCGAGAUGGCUACUGAGGAGCUGUCGGGCUAUCUGGAGGGCGAACUGCAGUCGACUAACCUGCAGGACUUGAAACGACAGGUGCAAGACAAAUACCGGUACGUGGAGAAACGGCGCCAUGCCCUGCUCAGCCAUUGUGAAGAAGGGACCGAUCGCGGCACCUGGAUGUACACCGAA
Messenger RNA from Mesorhabditis spiculigera, 1476 nucleotides. Lineage: Eukaryota; Metazoa; Nematoda; Chromadorea; Rhabditida; Rhabditidae. The record is from the annotation of a GenBank genome assembly.